Dermacentor silvarum is the source of this 2515-nucleotide messenger RNA. RefSeq lists its product as uncharacterized. NCBI's taxonomy places the organism in Eukaryota, Metazoa, Arthropoda, Arachnida, Ixodida, Ixodidae. The record is from RefSeq and is a predicted model, not a curated record. The transcript is spliced from 2 exons. The coding region runs from base 226 to 1059 and encodes 277 amino acids.
GGGGCAGGAGUCCAUCCUCGCUACAUCAUCGAGAGGCGAACCACAUCCCGACUGCUUCCGCAAGCAAAAGAAAUCUUGCCGGGAGCCAUAAGGUUCCAGGACAGUAUCGAGGACCCCGGUCGACACAGCCUAGGUGGCGUUCGCGGAUGCGCGUGUCACGGUGACGAAGGACUCCGUGACGUGGCGUCGCGGAUUGGCCUGCCAGCGGCGAGCGUUCUGGGAACCAUGGUGGAGUCCAGGACACUGCUGUGGUCGCUGGUGGUCUCGGCCUGCUGCCUGGCAGCGUCGGCGGGUCCACCGGGAGUCACGACCACUGACUCGUCGCUGCUGCCGUCGUCGAUGGUGGCCGAUUCGACACUCACGCGCGAGGAGCGCGGUAACGUCUUCGUCCACCCGUACUACCGGACAAGCCCCGAACCCAACAGCACCGACGAGCAGCAGACCUCACACGGAGCGGGCUCCGGCGUUGCGGACCCGCGCCCUCUUCCUCCCCGGUCCCCGCCACCACGUCGGCACCGAACAAGGUUCGGACUACGGCGUCCCUCCCUGGCCAAAGGACUGUACCCGCCUUUCCAAGUAUACUCUGUCAAUGCCGGCCACAGCGCGCCCCAAGAAGAACCAUCUGGUCUUGACCCCAAGACUGCAAACCAAGACAAGGACCAGUACAGCAAGUCCGAAAAAGGCAUUCACGGUUCGAGGAUUCCCGAGAGCAAGGACAUCGUCUCCCCACCACAGCCAGAACCGCGAGUGAACGGAACGCUAGUGGAGGCGGCAAACGGCACGGCCGCCGAGGACACCAGCGGCGUAACCACCAUGGUGCUAUCGGAGACGACGAUAUGGACGCUCGCGCUGUGCGCAACCAUGAUCAUCGCCGCCGUCGCCUUCUUCGCAGUCGUUCUCGCCGUCUGCCGCUGCCGACAACAACGCGAACGUCGCAAGCGAUACCUCAACACGCACAAGAACAUCCGGGUAAUGCAGAACAUGGUCAAGAUCGCGAAGCGCCGGGAGAAACAGGCCACCGUGAACCAGGGGCCCUUCAGCAGGAUAUCCAUAUCGUGAUUAACUACCAGAAACCAAACAUGGUUCAAUAACCACAAGGGCAAAUGAGCCUGGGAAUGUAGCAGCAUUUGUCCGUUGUCUUUCUCCACGACUCUGACAGGUCCGGUUUGGCAACAAGUGCCCCGGGAAGUUGCAGAGCGCAUGCAUGUAUGCAUGCUGUUCUGGCUUUUUUCUUUCACAACCGUGACGUGUUCGCUGUCUGAAACCGCCACCCGUGGCAACAUCGCAAGCGGUUAUAAACACGCGCAAGAACAAUUCGGUCAUGUGUAACAAGGCCCACAUCGCAAAGCAACGCGAGUUGGAUACUACGAGGCACAAGCAGGCUUGGUGUGAAAACGCCUGGAACCAAUAUGAAUUCAAUCUCCAAGAGAAGUGAGCCACUAUUAGUAACAGCCUUUGUUUGAUGUGCUUGUCGAAGACCACGAUAACCAAGAGGGGCAUGAAAAUCCUAUGGAAGUCACAGUGCAUCCAAGUGCAUUUGGCUUCGUUUUACAAUCUUAAGUGUUUUUUACAAUUCAAGCAUGUUGCCAUUUUACUCGUGCUUCUAGUCUGCCAUGCUCCUCUGCUGUGCAAGGUGUCCACGACGGUGCGACUGAAACAGAUCUCAUGGCAUGUUUACAAAGCCAGUUACUGUUAACUACAGUGGUGCCAUAAAUGGUCAAUACUACAGGGUAUUACAAACUAUUCUGGUGCAAUGCCAUUGCCGCUGACACAUAAGCAAGUUGCAACAUUUACAUAUAUCUGUGUGUAUUCAUUUGACAGAAGGUGUGCUUUCAUUGUUUCCUAAUUUUCUGACUAUUAUGUAUUAUUAUUACUUAUUAAUAUGAUUAUGUAGCGUGUUAACAUCUGCUGCUACAGCUGCUGUGACUGUUAUGUGUGUAUUUACCUACUGUAACUUUAAAUCACAGGACAUUCACAAUAUGCCACAGAUCUCAUGGUAUCACAAACCCAUUUUGCUCAUGUUCCAAGAAAUUAAGUACCAAAAAUGGUGAUAGUCUCCAAAGCACCAUGAACAUGCUUUUUUAGGUGUAAGCACUUGUUGGCUUACAACUGUACCACUGUUCCAUACUCUUAUUCAGUCAGGAUCCUAAGCGUAUGAAUUUUUAAAAUGUUACUAGAAUGGAGUACUUAGCUCAGCAGUAAGAGUACCAUUUCAUACAGGUAUUUUCCCAACACUGAAAGCUUAAAACAAUUUCAUAUCUCGACCAGCAACCAAGUGAUAGUGUUUAUUACUACCAAUAAUAGCCAGCCAUAUUAUUGAGUGCCAUAUUGUGCAUAAAGUAAGCGUGCCACCUGUAGUAAGAGAGCUUGCAACUUACCUGUACAGGUCAUAUGUGAAGCAGUCCUUGAAAGGAAGGCUCUUGGCAAGAGGAUGCGUCUGUGGCGGAAUAAAAGUUUUCCCUAAGGCUUGUCUCCAAUACGGUUCUUCAAAGUGUUCUUUAUUAAAACAAUUUUU